Molecule: messenger RNA, 870 nt
Organism: Suillus subaureus
Lineage: Eukaryota; Fungi; Basidiomycota; Agaricomycetes; Boletales; Suillaceae
Exons: 1
Coding region: 1-870 (289 amino acids)
Biological process (GO): negative regulation of cell population proliferation; negative regulation of mitotic cell cycle
Cellular component (GO): cytoplasm; nucleus
Source: RefSeq, a predicted model, not a curated record
AUGACCACUACAUCAGGCCUUUCCGUCACUCUCGCUCAGGCCAUCGCCUACCUCACUCGUCCUCUUAUUCUUACGCACCCUGCUGCGACAAUCAUCAGACUUCAGCUCGCGCUCGAGGCAAACUUAACUGCACUCUUCGCCCCUUCUUGGGCUCCUAAGGAACCCCUUCGCGGUUCCGGCCGGCGUUGCCUCACCCUCUCCCCCACUUGUCUUCCCCCACGUGCCGUAUAUGCCGCAUGCCUUGCAUCCGGUGUCCAGUGGUUCGACUGGAUUGCGGCUAUGGGCGGACGUGAGUUCGACUUCUUUGUUGAUCCAGGAUGCAUCUCUGUGCGGUUCGGGAAGGGCACUAAGCUCAUUACAAUCUGGUCAGAGGAGCUGAUGGCUCGGGCCGUUUCCGCGGCACCCCAUACACAUUUCAACCAGCUGCCAUUCAAAUCCAAGACAUUUGCCCAGCAGCUCUUGGAGAAUGAUCGCACAGAUGAUGAUGAACUUUUCGCCUUGAUCGCUGACGAAGUCAGUGCGCCCACUUGGAUGACCCCUGUCGUUGACCGUUUCCCUGUUCCUCCACGUUCUGAAUCACCGCUAUCCGCUAUAUCAACUGACUCGUGCUCCAGCUACCGCUCGUCCGAUUCGGACUCCUGUUUCUCUGCGACGACUGCCUCUACCUUGUCCUCUAAAAGCGACAGUCAGUCAUCCCGACUCUCCCGUCGCGAGAGGGCCAGGCAGGCUCGUGCCUUUAUUGACACCUCCAAGACUGAAGUCACCCCUUACGAUGGUGGCAAGACUACUGUUCUCACCGGUGGUGUGAUGCUAGGUGCACCCUCCAAGACCAAGAGCGGCCCGUCUGCUCCUGCUUGGCGCCGUGCAUAA